CAAGUACUGUCUCCCGGCAGACUUUUGAUGGAUGCUUACGUUUCUGGAAGCUAAUUGGUCAACUCACCCUGCAGAGGCCUAUUGGCCCUUUCGCGUAGCUUGAGGAUGAGAGACAAUAUGACAGCAACACAGGUACAAAAUCCUGUAGAAGAGGUUGCACACAGGGUAGGUACAGUAGCGGUAAGUAUCGCACUGUGCAUCACUGUGCAUUACGCAGCCACUACUAGUAAGUAUCUUAGUACGAUGCGAGAAUAAUACUUCGUCGCCUUGAUCAGAGCAAUACAAUACAGCAGAAGGCUAAGUCUUCGUACCGGAGGGUAUUCCUAUUGAAUUUUGAACACAAUCUCGAUGCAGUAGGCGAGUCCGACAUUAUCUUUCCAUUUGGAUUUCAUAGGCCCAAGCUGCUAAUGUUAUACUGUAGAUGAGAUAUAUAUUCUAAGUUAAGGCAGCAUCCCAGGAUCUCGAUGCCUCGAGAUCAUGCUGAGGCUUGUCGGAUUGCUCGGACUUGAGCUUGCUCGUCGGAAUCGAUGCCGAUCGACCAUCAGUAUAUUAUGAUUUGCUUCAGGGGUCGAGCUCUCUCCUCGUCCCCUCUAGUGCUCUAUUCCUCUACGAAACCAUGCUGAUCACUAAAACUAUCCACGACGUACCCUCCAAGCUCAAUCCAAAUGGUCGCCCUAUCCGGAUCUUUGUAAUCGCGCCUAAUGUUCCUGGCUAUCCCAACGCCAAGUUCCCUGGCGUUGUUUGCUUCAGUGAGAUCUACCAGGUCACCGGCCCCGUUGAACGAUUCGCUGGGCAGAUCGCUAGUAAUGGCUACGUUGUCGCUUGUCCUUCGACCUAUCAUGAGUUUGAGGGACCAGAGGCUCUUCCAUAUGACGCCGAAGGUACCGACAGAGGUAACAGGUACAAGAUCGAGAAAGAAAUAGCUGGAUACGAUGAAGAUGCAAGACUGUCCAUCGAUCUCCUGACUUCGUUGCCGAACUGCAAUGGAAGAAUUGCCUCUACCGGAAUGUGUCUUGGAGGUCAUCUCGCUUUCCGCGCGGCUUUCGACAGAAGGGUUCUCUCUUCUGUUUGCUUCUUCGCUACAGACAUCCACUCCGCGACCCUCGGUAAGGGCAAGAGUGACAAUACUCUCAUCCGAGUUCGCAACGGAGAGCUCACUGGUAGAGGCGAGGUUGUGUUGAUAUUUGGCAAGCAGGACACGCACGUUCCCCGGGAGGGAAGGGACUUGAUCAGGAAAACGCUAGAGGAUCACAACGUAACCGCCACGAUCUUGGAAGUUCAAGCACAGCACGCGUUCAUUCGUGACGAAGAGUCGAAAGGGCGAUGGGAUGCGGCUCUCACUCGUUCUAUCUUUAACUUCAUGUUGGAGGUCUUCGAGCGCACGGUAGGCAGAGAUCUCGGAGAAAGGGUUGGAGAAAUUGGCGAGCCAGAGCACGUUUGUUAAAUUCGAUGUUCGCAAAAGUCGCGAGAACUGUAACCAAUAGGAUAACAAUUGACGAUCACUAUUGAUGUAUACAUACUUACUCUGAAAUUCACUUCCGUUCACCAUCGUUCUUCAAAUCCCACAAAAUCAAUGAUCAUAACGAUACAAACAAUGCAACUUCUGAUUCCCGACAACAACUACUGUGCGAUAUAUGAACAUUCGACAAGCCCGCGAUCUCGAAGCGACACCUGCCGGCGAAUUCGUUAUUGUGAUACAGCAAAAAAAAAUGAUAGACACAGUUACAAAGCUUGCAGCGUUAGAAAUACCAUGCGUGAUGAGAGAGUGAAGGAAACAAGAGAGAGCGACCGAAAGAGAGACGAAAAGAUUACAUCUAAGCAGUUUACUUCUUCUUGCCAGCCUUCUCCGCAGACUUGGUGA
Somion occarium is the source of this 1861-nucleotide messenger RNA. The record is from the annotation of a GenBank genome assembly. NCBI's taxonomy places the organism in Eukaryota, Fungi, Basidiomycota, Agaricomycetes, Polyporales, Cerrenaceae.